UUGCGUACGGAGCUCAUUUCGCAAUCGUGUCACUUCAACAAAUCAUAUACAUACUUUAGACUCAAUAUCCCUAGAUAAUUAAUAGAAAAUGUGGAGCGUUUUGUGCAAAAUUUUCAGCAAAAUUCGAUUGCAGAUCGAAUGAGUGUGUACAUUGUCAACGACUGGCCGUGUGUCGGAUAAAAGAAAAAUUGAAGUAAAAAUAGAAUAUUGCGACAUCCGAUACAUGUGAGACUAUUGUGAAAAUGAGCAAAUAAAACAACGAGCCAGCGUGUGAGAGAGCAUUGAGAGAACCAACGAAUAAAGGGAAAAAAUGAAAGCAAUAAAUUGUGUUUCAAUUGCCGAUAUCGCAUUGGAAAUUGUUUAAACGUAUUGAUAUUCGCUGUGCGUGUGUUAACAUUAGUGUUUGUGUUUGUUUUAUUUUCCGUCUUCGGCUGCUACUGCUGCGGUUGUUUUUUUUUCUCUCUCUCUAUCUCUCGUCGUGUGUUUAAUCUCAGACACGUUCGAAAUUACUUAUCACCAGCAGUAUGAUCCAUUGUUUUAUCGGGUCGUUUCACCUGUGUGGUUGCUACACCUAAUGUAGUUGUUACCACAAACGUUGCUACUGCUGCUGAUGUGUUACUGAUCAAAACAAAUCUAAUUUAGCUCUAUUCAUCGAAACCGAAAAAGCAAAACCGUAUCGCAUCAUGUAUUACUGAAAUUCGUGAGCGAACACAGAGGGUGAACAGCACACAAGAGAAAAGAAAAAAACGUGGAGCAGUGAGAGAAAAUAAACCAGAAUUUUUGUGUCAAAUAACAUGAUAAUAAACCGAGACAUAUAUAACUGUUAUUCAACGAACAGCAAAAUUGGUAUAUUGAUUGUGUGUCGCACAUAGAAAAGAAAAGAAAAAAACCGAAUUACACCGUAAGUGAAAGAAAAAGAGAAAAAAAAAACGUUUCAGUGGAAUCCCUCGGUCUCGCGCGCGCUGUUCGCGAGACACACACGGUGAAGUGAAUCAUUAAAUCGUUACAAGCGUGCUCAAAAUGUGUUUGCCACAUCUACAACAGCACAGGCGAAUCAAUUCAUCUGACUACAACGGCAACGACUACGACAACAACAGAGAACCAUCAGCAAGUGUAGGAGUUUGAUGGAUGAUUUAAAUGUCUCAGCCGGAAUGAAACUUUAUGAUAAUUGAAUUUGCUUGUGAACAGUUUUUUUUAUUGGAAUGUUUGCGCACACAUCAAAAUUCUGACCUAGGUUCUGUUUUGCGCGCGCUUGAUUUAAUUCCACACACAACGCAAACACAAUUUUCACCCGUAUUUUCAUGCAAUCGAAUCGUAAGUGCGAAACAACAAAGAAUAUUAUUAUAAAUACCACGGAGUCGAGCGCUUAAAUUGAACCGACAGAGGAAAUAAAAAGCGGAGAAACCAACACAUUUCAAGUGAAAGGAGAAACCAACAUAAAAUAUAUUACAUUUAUAUAGAGAGAAAGCGUAGAGAGAAGCGAAAAAUCGUUCGAAAAACCACAACAAGAAAAAUUGGAUUCAUAAAAUGUAGGAAAAUAAAAGUCAAUGUUUCGAGUGCGUACUACGAUCAUCAUUACAAAUUAAUAAAACCAGACGAAGACGAAGAGGAAGAGAAAGCAAAACACUGAAGAAAUCUCUGGAUUUUUUUUCGUUCUACUCUCGCUCGACAAUACAAAUCUUUUGACGACUUCCAUUUCGUGCAAACGACAUAAUCGACGGAUAAAAAGCGAUUGCUAUCUGAAAAUCGAGCGGCCGAAUGGAUCAAGUGUUCAUAAUGUCAAGCACCAUUUGUUCAUUGCAUAUUUUUGACGGCGUUUGUGUCAAGCGUCGACUAAAUUCCAACAAAUCGAUGUCCAUGCAUUGGAUUGUUCUAAUUUGGUUGGCGAUUAUGUCCCGCCAACCGUAUGCCGUGCAUGGAUUAGACGAAUUGCAUAUUGGUGGUAUAUUUCCGAUUGGCGGCAAAGGCGGAUGGCAAGGAGGUCAAGCUUGCCAACCAGCUGCUGAAUUAGCCCUGGAGGAUGUCAACAGUAAAUCGGAUUUAUUGCCCGGUUUCAAGCUAACACUCUACAGCAAUGACAGCGAGUGUGAGCCGGGACUCGGUGCUAGCGUUAUGUAUAAUCUACUGUACAAUAAACCGCAAAAGUUGAUGCUUCUAGCCGGCUGUAGCACCGUUUGUACGACAGUAGCUGAAGCAGCAAAAAUGUGGAAUCUCAUCGUGCUAUGCUACGGUGCAUCGAGCCCAGCACUAUCGGAUCGUAGCCGAUUUCCAACGUUAUUUCGAACACACCCAUCCGCCACGGUGCAUAAUCCGACCCGUAUUAAGCUAAUGGAAAAAUUCGGCUGGUCACGAGUUGCUAUUCUUCAACAGGCUGAAGAAGUUUUUAUAUCGACGGUCGAAGAUCUCGAAAAUCGUUGCAAAGAUGCGGGCAUCGAAAUCGUUACCAGACAAUCAUUUUUAUCGGAUCCAACGGACGCCGUACGAAAUUUACAUCGGCAGGAUGCACGAAUCAUCGUCGGACUGUUCUAUGUCGUUGCCGCGCGACGCGUUUUAUGUGAAAUUUAUAAUUUGAAAUUAUAUUCGAGGCCGGGCGAACGAACCUAUGUUUGGUUUUUUAUCGGAUGGUACGAGGAUAACUGGUAUGAGGUGAAUCUCGAGGCUGAAAAUAUAACGUGUACACGCGAACAAAUGAAAAUGGCAGCUGAAGGACAUUUAACCACUGAAGCGAUAAUGUGGAAUCAAAAUGUCGACGAAAAAACCAUAUCCGGCAUGUCAUCUGGAGAUUUUCGCAAACGAUUAGAUACCGAAUUAAUUCGUCGUGGACAUGAUAUACGUCAUAACCGUUAUCCGAUUGGUUAUCAAGAGGCACCACUCGCCUAUGAUGCCGUUUGGAGUGUUGCCUUGGCAUUCAAUCGAACGAUGGAGCGGCUAGCACGGAAGGAUAAGAAACGUUCGCUCAAGGAUUUUACAUACACGGACGGUGAUAUAGCUGGUGAAAUUUAUGCAGCCAUGAAUUCCACAUCGUUUCUGGGCGUUUCGGGAGUUGUGGCGUUCAGUUCUCAAGGCGAUCGUAUUGCACUUACUCAAAUCGAGCAAAUGAUUGACGGGAAAUACGUUAUCCUUGGACACUAUGAUGUACAAGCCGAUAAUCUCUCGUGGACUGGAUUGGAAAAAUGGCAGGGUAACAAGACACCGCAGGAUCGCACGAUUAUUCGACGUGUUUUACGCACCGUGUCAUUAUCGCUGUUCGUAUGCAUGAGCACCAUUUCUGGUUGCGGUAUUCUCGUUGCCAUCGCUUUAAUCGUUUUCAAUAUUUGGAACAAUCAUCGACGUGUGAUUCAGCAGUCACAUCCCGUGUGUAAUACCAUUAUGUUAUUUGGCAUAAUCAUCUGCUUGUUAUCGGUGAUUUUGCUGGGAAUUGACGGUCGCUUCGUUAGUCCAAAUACAUAUCCAAAGAUAUGUCAAACGAGGGCAUGGAUGCUUUCGACGGGUUUUACUUUAGCCUAUGGUGCAAUGUUCAGUAAAGUAUGGCGUGUCCAUCGAUUUACAACGAAACAAAAGCAAGAUCCAAAGAAAAAAGUCGAACCAUGGAAGCUGUACACAAUGGUAUCGGUAUUGCUGUUCGUCGAUUUAGUGAUUUUGUUACUGUGGCAAAUCAUCGAUCCACUUCAGAGGCGGCUUGAAACCUUUCCACUGGAGAAGCCAUUAUUGGCAACUGAUGACAUUCGGAUAAGUCCGGAGCUGGAGCAUUGUGAAAGUGAAAACCAAUCGAUUUGGUUAGGUCUGAUUUACGGGUUCAAGGGUUUAAUAUUAGUGUUUGGCCUGUUCUUGGCAUAUGAAACGCGCUCAAUAAAAGUGAAACAGAUUAAUGAUUCCCGUUAUGUGGGCAUGAGCAUAUACAACGUGGUUGUAUUAUGUUUAAUCACAGCGCCCGUUGCAAUGGUGAUUGCCUCGCAACAGGAUGCAUCGUUCGUAUUUAUGGCGUUGGCUGUUAUUUUUUGUUGUUUUCUCAGCAUGCUGCUGAUUUUUGUGCCAAAGGUUAUCGAAGUGGUUCGGCAUCCACACGAUAAAGCUGAAUCCAAGUACAAUCCGGAUGCUGGUAUUUCAAAGGAGGACGAAGAACGUUAUCAAAAGCUAGUGAAAGAAAACGAAGAACUACAAAGACUAAUAGUACAAAAAGAAGAUAAAAUUCGUAUAUUGCGACAGCGUUUAGUUGAACGUGAACAAGUUACCAAAGCAAGUUUAGGUAAUGUGGCGCAAUCAACGAAUGAAAUUCAAUUAACAGCCGCUGCAGCGAAUGCGGCCCAAGGUAAGGAUGCACUCAUUGUUAUUCAGCCAGAAGCAACCACCACAUCUGAUUUUGAUAGUGCCAUUGGUGGCGGCCUGUCGAUCAUAACACAUGCUAGCCAAUCUGAUGUUGAAUUUUCCGAAAGCUACUCCUAAUCCAAAUGAAAAGAAAAAUCAAGCAAAAAAAAAAAAUUCUAUAGAAAGUUAGACAUAACUUGUUCGCCACCUAAGUAUACAUUCUGUGUGAGUCCAAAAGCAGCAAAACCAACUAAAUAUUAACAAUAGCUAUUAAAAUGAAUGGUGCAACGUGUUAGAUUUCUAACUCUGUCUAUUGAGCUUUAAGUCAUUAAGUCAAUCAAUCCUUUUUGAUGUUUUAUUUUUAUGUGUUAGUUUUUAAUAAAAAAAAUAAUGACAAAAGAAAUGGUAACAUUGGACGAAGCAAACAAAAUGUGAAGUUUUGUCGAUUUGUCUUUGAGAUGAAGGAAAAAGAAAUAUGUUGAAAACCAAAGCUAUAUUCGUUUCAAUUGAAUUUUCUGGAAUGAAUGUUCUCCAUCGUUCGCACAUUUCCAAAUGUUUAUAUUGUUCGUUUUGACCGACAUUCGUGUAAGUGAAAGAAAAAUCCUGCCAAAUCUAUGUUUCCCCGUUAUACGUGUAUACGAAAGUUAAGACUAACACAAACGCACACACAGAAUUCGAUAUUACUUGUUACUCCUCCUUUGUUUUAUUGUACAAAUUGAACUUCGAUUGAAUGUCGACCAUACCCCUCAUGAAAUUGCACAUAUAAUAUUGAAUUCAAACCAUAGCUCGAUUGCUCGAUUGCUCACUUGCUAGCCUCCCCUCUCCGCCUCCCCGUAAAUAAAGUCGAUUUAAUAGUUUAAGCACAUAUAUAAACAAACUUUUUGUACAUUAUGAUUGGCAACCAAACAACAAAAUUUCAUUUACUAUACUAUAGUGUUCAAGAAAAUCGUAUCAGUUCCCAUUGAAAAUCAAUCAAACCGACACAAAGGCUGCGGAAACGAUCAAUUUGUUCAUACAAACACACACACACACACACACUUUCAUAUCGUUCCGUUCGUUUUGCAAAUUGAUGAGAAGAUGUGCCGAAAAAAAAAUAGUGCACACACACUCAGACACACCAAGUCGCCAAUUUAUGAUUUCCUUUUCUGAUGAUUCCCGUUUUUAUUCGUCUAUUUACAGAUUUUCGCCCACAACACACAUGAAAAUAAAGUCAAUUCUAAUUAAGUACACAGAUAAGUUCUAAAAAAACACACACAAAGUAAAAAAAAGCAAGCAUUUAGUAUAAAAUUUAGGGAAUUGUGAGAAGAAAAAAAAUAAACCCAAAGAAAAGCGAUGCUAACUAGGAAAUGUGUCUAAAUUUCUCGUAAAACAAAAAAAAUGAAUAAAAAACAUUUUAAUAAAAAAAAACAAGUGUAUAGGAAACCGUGAUAUAUGUAGAAUAUGAUUUUAAAAAAACAACACAUGAUGAUAGUUAUAAGCUACGAAACAAGCUUAAAACAAGGGUAAAAAUAAAAACAACAAAAACUGAUGUCACCUCAGAAAACGAAUAAACAUUACAUUCAAAUGACAACAACAUUACAUCAACAAACAAUAAAAUCAUUGCCAAAUUUAAAUAAGUUGUUGUUAGUGCAACAACCAAUUUAUACGUAUUUGGUAUAACAUUCAACACUUCUUCUGCAACAUACACAUGAAUCGAAAUCAUUCAUCUAAAUACCGAGAUGAAUAUUCUAUUUUCUCUUAAUCUCUUCAUCUGCAUUUUCCCAAAAACAUAAAUAAAACAGUAUGUCAAACGCCAAUGGAUUCGAUUCAAUUCAAUUACAUCAAAAACACCACACAAACAAACAUACACACGCACAAAAACCGCAACAUAGCGAAUAUGAACUUGAUUAAAUUUAAAACAAUUAGUGGUUGGGGAACCGCAUUCACAUGUUUUCUACUGCUAUUCAUUUCUCAAAACAAUCCCGUUCAAAAUUUAUCUAUCUCCCUGUGUCUCUAUCUCUCGUUGCGUCUCUAUCUCGUUUGUUCAAAUUGGGUAGUCCGGUAGUUGUUCAAUUGGCAACAAAGUCGUAUUUGCCAAAAUUCAAACCUGAAUCCAUUCUCUCUCUCUCACUCUCCAUCUCUCACACACACGGUUCGAAAAUACAAUUUCUCAACUCACCAAUUAAUUCCUUUUGAGUCAAAGUGUCGGUUUGAUUAUAUCGGUUCGGUAAAUCUAUCUCUCUCUCUCUCUCUCUCUGAUUCUCUCUUUGUAGUCUUUGUGUUCAACUCAAUAGCGCAUACUUUUCGAAUUGUUUCAGUAGUUUUACGUUUGAAUUUAUGCAUUCUAUUUACAGUAUACCGGAAAUUAUUGUUCAUUUGAUGUUUUGAAAGCUCUCUCAAUUUCUCUAUAUUCGACGUAGAUGAUUUUCCUCUAAAUCACACUCAGUAAAAUAUAAAUUGGCACAGCUCUGGCUCUCAUUUUUGCAACAAGAAUCUCCCAAUGUAGUCACAAACAGACUGUUAAACAACAUCUUCCCACAGAACAACGGAAGAGCGCAUCACACAAUUUACACAAACACAAUGUAUACAAAUUUUGCUUUAGUUUACUGACAUUCGAAUUAUAUAGAAAUUCCUUUCACUUUUCAUUUCCUUUGAAUUCGCAUUUUUUUUUCUUUUUGUUAUUUUUUACUGUGUAUGCGUGUAUAUAAAUGUUAUUUCAAAAACAAUUUCCCCAUUUGCAAGCGCGAACAAAUGCAAAAAUCUAGUGAGUUCAUGCUCACUGUCAACAAGAACAAUUCGCUAUUUGAUGCGGUGCAAACAACAAGCAAUUGAAUUCUCUGCAAUAGCAUCAAUGCCUCAUGUUAUUUAAUAAGAAGAAAAACACCCAGAAAAAUAAAACGUGUUGUAUUCUAGUGGUGAUCAUCGUGUUUUAGUAAAACCAUUGUUUAACUUCUGAUAAAAAUUAAAAUGAAUUCGCUUUUGAUUCCUCAUUUGCCAGUUUAGUGACGGAAAUGAAAUAAACUGAAAAAUGAAAUUUUAAUAGAAAAAACACGCACGUGCGCAAGCUAAAAAAAAUGAAUAGAAAAAGCCAAUCUAGAUUUAAAAAAAAAACAAAUAAAUGUUAUUUUUCUCUUUUGAAAAUUGUUCUUUGUUUUUUUUCUUCUAUAUGUUGAAUGAAGAAGCAGCAGAAGAAAAACUCGUCAAAUUGAGCCUAUGGUAUAUAAAUAGAGUAUAAUAAUUAAAUAACAAUCAUGAACUUUAAGGAAUGAACGACGAAAUAAAUGAAUACAACACACACACACACACACACACACGAUUUUGAAAAGUGAAAUAUUGCAAAUUUCAUGUAAAAAAUUUUGUAAAACCAAAAAUGACUGACAUACAUGUAAAAAAAAACAAAACAAAUUAACCGUAGCGAAAUACAAACAACAGCGAUAAUUAAAAUUAAUGAAAUUUGAUUAUGGCUAGGAAAAGAGAGCAUAUAGCAAUUAGGGUGAAAUGAAUAGAGUUAUAAGAAAAUAUGGAAAAUUCGCACAGCUCUCAUCAAAACAAGACACACAGAAAAAAACAGAUAAAUUUUUAUGCAAGGUAAUACUAUCUAUACAUAUGUAAUAUGAUGAAAUUAAAAAAAAAUUUUCUCUUGUGUUUCGUUUUGCUGAAAACCCAGAAAUGGUGUCGUAUUCAGUGGAAUAAAUAGUGGUAACGAAAACUGCGGUUGUUGGAUUGCGUACAGCUCGAUUAAAAUUCCCGGCAACAAUUUGUGUGCCGUGCGGCAAAUGCAAAUUCACGAGGACAUCUGAUUCGGAGCAUCAGAGUUUCAUAUAUGUUUGAUAUAUAUGUAUAUGCAAAACUAUCACACCACACAAACACAUCUCUAAUAAUGAUAAUACUCAAGCUAGAGAUAAAACUCAUACAAACACAUUUGACAGCAGCAUUAACAACGGCAACGACAGAAAAUAUAUAAUUUCUGGCUCAAUGACGACACCGACCAAACAAACUGAAUUGAAUCACGAGCGAGUGAUUGCACCAAAAUGAUAAGCCAACCGAAUUUCUAGAUAUUUUUUCUCGAUUAUGCUAGUUCGAAGCAUUCGAUAACCGAAUACAUUUGGCAAAAAUGAAUAUAUUUUUAACAUCAUUUCGGUACAAUCAUGUGCACAAAAAAGUUUCAUUCGAGUUGUGUGUCAAGGGAAUUUUGCGUAUAUAUGUGUGUGAGAUUUUUGUAUAUUCAAACAUUAUGAACUUUUGUUGCUGUUUCAUGAAAAAAAAAGCGGAAAAACAGAAUUAUCAUGAAUUUGAUCUGAAGUUGUCACAUUACAUUCCCCCCCCCCCCCCCCAGUCUUGGUUUUGCCGAGCGAUACAUAUGAAAAUUAUGUUAUCUCACUCCGGCAGGAAAAAAAAAAUACACCACUGCAAAAAUAUAUAUAUUAUGAUCCACAUUUGACCCUCUACCUGAGUCCAUAGAGGAUUCAUGUCGAUCAAAUAAAUUAUGCAAAACGACAAAUCGAAAGCUAUUCACAAUCUAUUGAAUUUUAAAUUUUUCUCUCAUAUACCAGCGUAUACAGCGCUCUGUCGUUGUUCGUUUUUUUCUCUCUUGUUUCUUGUUCCAUUGAUGUUUCAGUUUCUAGUCGGAACUCAUAUGCUUGAAAGUUCAAUGGUUGUGAAUGCCACUUUAACGAAAUGUGACAGUAGUUAAGUAACAAUAAAUAACAUCAAUAACAAGAAAGAGAGAGAGAGAGAGAGAAAGUGGACGAAAUAGAAGAAAAUUUAUGAAAAAUUCAUAAAUCGAGAGAUGACAAUGAAAAUGAGUGUCAUUUUUAGAAAACGAACGAAAAAAAACAAAUAAAAUAACGACUAUGCCAUGGAAUAAGUUUGGCAUUGGGAACGAUUACCGUAUGGAGCGAAAAAUACGAGAUCCGAUUAACAUGGAUUGGUCAACGGUUUUUUUUUCGGUGUCAAAAUUAUGGUUUCUGAUGCCGAUUUAUGAAUAAUCAUUUGCCGAUAUUUGGCAGACCUCUUUAUUUCGAUCACACAUUUUCGGUUGAUGCAUAUAUAAAUUCAUUUUUUUUCGGUUGCGAGCGAGCGCGCGCGAGUUAAUUGAGUUUGAUACAAAAUUCAAUUGAUUAAAAACGGAUUUUAAGUUCAUCCACCCACAAUGGUUGCAGUUUGCUGCAAUGUGCGGCCAUGCCCGUGGGCAUUAUAUAAAUAUAUAAAUACUAUUCCAAUGAGGAAAGAAAAUAUCAUUUGCAAUCGACAGAUAAUGAUAAAUAAAACCGAGUCUAUUUUGAAUGAAAUUUAAAAGAAAUUGUUGCAUGUUGAAUACAGUUAGAUUAUUUCUCACCUAGUUAGAAUACUAUGACAACAUAUAAUUUAAUUGAAAAGAAAGGGAAAAAACUGACAAAAACUGUUUGUUACCUAUAGAAAACUAUGAAUGUGACGACUACGACGACAAAAAACAACAACAAGAAUAGCAAAAAAAAUGUGUUUAAAAUUGAAUAUUAGACGGAGUUUGUUAGAAAUUUGAAAAUUUUAACUUAUAUAUUAAACCAAACCAAACAAUACAUUGUGAACUCGUAUUUACUAAACGAAAAAAAAAAACCAGCAAAAAAUCAAUUUGAAAACUUUUAGGAAAUUAAAGAAAUGAAAACUGAACACACCUUUUACAUAUGCCCACAUAUUUUCAUCGAUGUAAUUGCAUUUCUAUUAAAUGGUACACAAUACUCGUCAUCCUCUGGGCACACAUCACACACACAACCACACAAGUGAAGAAAAAAGAAUUAAAAAAACACACAAACACACACAUCCUCAAUCACACGUACAUUAAAUGAGGAGAAAAAAAAACCAACCUUGAAAUCAACUCUCUCGAGAUAUUGAAAUCGAACCACCGUAGCCAUUUUAGAAUAUGUGUGAAAUGUUAGUGAAUUGUAUUAGAUUAACAAAAGCAAAGCAAAUAACAACAACAACAACCAAAUGUUGUGUCCGGAAGUAUGUUGGACCAACAUGCCAACAUUGUUGUUGCAUCGGAAAUCGAGCAUCGAAACUGGUCCAAAUUGGUUUUAUCAAUGAGAAUGCUUUGCCAAGCACUUUUCGCCUCCCCCACAUACACAUAAAAAAUCACAAUAUUUCAAAUUCGUGACAAAUCAAUUUCAAUGCUUUAUUUCGGAUGCAAUCGACACCGGUCAAUGAAAAAUAAUCCACAAGGGAGAAAAGAAAAACACGGAAAAAAAUUGUCUGAAAUCGAAUCGAUGAAUAAUAACGAUUGAAAAAAAAAACGAACGUUUCAUUAAAAAGCAAAACAAAAACGAUUCACCGACUUCAACACUUUUGAUCAUAACAAUUACAUCUUAUAAAAUCUGGAUCAUAUAGAAAAAGAACACAAAAUUGUAUCACAUCUCAUUUACGGAGUGACACGUAUUAUUUCCUAUUGAAAAAGGCGCAACACAAAAACAAAA
Sitodiplosis mosellana (orange wheat blossom midge) is the source of this 10733-nucleotide messenger RNA. It is a transcript of the gene GABA-B-R1, whose product is annotated as gamma-aminobutyric acid type B receptor subunit 1. Gene Ontology annotation, biological process: G protein-coupled receptor signaling pathway; gamma-aminobutyric acid signaling pathway. NCBI's taxonomy places the organism in Eukaryota, Metazoa, Arthropoda, Insecta, Diptera, Cecidomyiidae. Gene Ontology annotation, molecular function: G protein-coupled GABA receptor activity. The record is from RefSeq and is a predicted model, not a curated record. Gene Ontology annotation, cellular component: membrane; G protein-coupled receptor heterodimeric complex. The transcript is spliced from 16 exons. The coding region runs from base 1759 to 4443 and encodes 894 amino acids.